CGACCAACUUGUUGUCAUCAUGGCUGCCGUGUACCACGAUCGAUUCCGUGUUUCUUCAUACUCGUAAUAUCUGAUUAGUGAAGGUUCUUUUGAACUUUAUAUCAGUGAGAUGUGAAAAGAUUUUUAGCAAGGAUAUUCAAUUAAAACGUUUAAUAGAUUUUUCCAUUGGGGUCGAGGUCUUCUAUUAUUUAUUCUGGUUUCCAACAACAAGAUCCAACGACCCACGUCAAGUGCGUACACGUUAAGUCGCUCAUUGCUAUCGGACAAACCAGCUGUUUUUAAUAACAGUCUUUAACCCAUCCAAAUGGGAAAUUGUUUGUGUAAACGAAAACGUGAGCCAAAGAGGACUUUAACAUUGGGACUGUUUGGUGUGGACAAUGCAGGAAAAACAACCACUGUGAAAGUUUUAGCAGGAGAGCCCCACACCGACACCACACCUACUGUGGGCUUCAACAAUGCAGACAUUGGAAUUCAUCACUAUGAUAUCAAGUUUUAUGACUUGGGUGGUGGCAAAAAGAUUCGAGACAUUUGGCAGACAUACUUUCCAGAAAUUUAUGGAAUUGUGUAUGUGGUUGAUUCCACCGCAGCGGAUAGAAUGGAAGAAGUUAAACACAAUUUGAAGGUUUUAUUAGAAAAUGAGAAAGUCCAGGGAAAACCAGUGUUACUUUUGGCAAAUAAACAAGACCAGGAAUCAGCCUUAGACGAGGUGGACAUCAUGGAGCAACUGAGUUUGGAAAACAUUGUCAACAUCAACAAGUGCCCUUGUAGAAUUGAAACAUGUUCAGCCAUUAAAGGAACUGGGAAAAAGAUGGAUGCAAGCAUUAAGAAUGGAAUUAAAUGGUUGUGUGGGAUGAUUGACCACAACUGGGAAAAGUACCACACACGAGUAGAAAGGGACAUGGAGGAGGAUCGAAAACGGAGGGAGGCUGAGCUGGAGGCCAGGAGGGAGAGGGUCAGGAAACAACGGGAAGAAAGGGAAAGAAAAGAACGAGAGGAGAAUGAGCGUCUAGGCAUCAAACCCCCCCAGGAGGAGGAGGAAGACAUUGAAGAAAUGGAUGGUGGACCGUUCCGACGACUUGAUGUUCAAGCAUUGGAGAAAAAGGAAAGAAAAUUAAAAGAAGAAAAAAGGAGGAAGAAAGAAAAACAAAAGAAAUAUGAUGAAAAUAAUGAAGAGGAUGAGAAAGGAUCUGAUGAAGAAAUUCCUCACUCAGCUCGUCGCCUCAACUACAGCAAUUCUCUAUUAUACGCAAACUCAAUAAACAACAACAGAAAUGAUGAUGAUGACAAUGAAGGGUUUCUACCUCCAGUACAGAAGAGGGACACUCCUAGGUUACCUCCCUUACAGAGACCUAUAGGAACAAAAUUCACCGAAGAAUCACCAGUUAGAAAACUCAAGAAGAAAAAGAAGAAACCUAAACUUAAGGCCUUGAAGGAAAAUGUAGAGGAAAAUUCUUUGGAUGUUGUAAAUCAAAAUUAUUCUAGUUAUAGAACUACCUCUAGUGAUGUAAUGGAUGACCAGAGAGAAGGGGAGAUCAACACAUGGUACAAAGAAUCAGUGAACUCUUUAUCAAAAAUUGAAGUAAAUGCAAUGUCUUCUUUAUGUCGGGCCCAGAAUGGGAUCACCAAUGACGGAUAUAGUAAAGAAUCUGUGGAUGAUGAAGUGGAAUUGACAACCCGUAAAAAGAAGAGGAAGGGAAGUAGGAAGAAGCCUAGGUCUGAGGAUGAAGUCAAUGGAUAUGGACAUGACUUGACCACUCCUCGGACGCUGGCCGGAGAGGAGGAAACUGAUGAUGAUGUCACUCCAAGGAGGGAGAAGCUAAAAAGAGCAAAUGCCAUGGAAGGUGAUGACAAAGAAAUAAAAACCAACCGCAAGAAGAAAAGCUACCUCAGAAACAACAAAACCUACCCCUCAGACGAUGAAUCCUUCUCUGGGGAAGAUGGGAGGGACAGGGAUUUCUCUUGGACCAUGAACCCCAUGGGAAAACCUUUCUCUCCACGAGGAGCUAAAAUGACAACCUCUCACACCAACUGGGAUAAAAAGAAAUUUACUCCCCGAGACAUUGAUUUUUCUAUUUCCUCGACUCGUAACUGGGGACUGGCAGAAGAUUUACCUGAAAUCGACAACACUGCUGUUUCUUCCAGAAGGCUGAGGUCAAAUGUGGAAGAUGAUGAAGACAUUGUUUAUUAAACUUCAGCAAGGAAGAAUAUGUGUGUGACUCCUCUUUUUUUCAGGAUGAUUUUGAACUUUCGCUUUGUUUAUUGUUUAAUGUUGGCCUGCACAUCAGAAAAUUUUAAAAUACCAAUAUUCAAUAAUAAAAAAUUGUAUAGUCAUUUUUGUUGAGCCCUAGCUUCAAGUAAAAGUCAUUAAUUUAUAAGGUCAGUGUAUGCAAUUCAUUUGACAAAUUGUGUCAAAGGUCAAACUUCGAAAAUGAGAUAUCAAUGUGUGUAUAUUUCUUCUAUCUGCAAUGUUUUGCCUAAUUAUUAAUGCACUAAUUCAUGAAUAUUGCCUUUAUGAUUUUAUAUAAAU
Molecule: messenger RNA, 2527 nt
Organism: Saccostrea echinata
Lineage: Eukaryota; Metazoa; Mollusca; Bivalvia; Ostreida; Ostreidae
Product: ADP-ribosylation factor-like protein 13B
Exons: 9
Coding region: 305-2188 (627 amino acids)
Biological process (GO): non-motile cilium assembly; receptor localization to non-motile cilium
Cellular component (GO): ciliary membrane; non-motile cilium
Molecular function (GO): GTP binding; GTPase activity
Source: RefSeq, a predicted model, not a curated record